Molecule: messenger RNA, 1635 nt
Organism: Daucus carota subsp. sativus
Lineage: Eukaryota; Viridiplantae; Streptophyta; Magnoliopsida; Apiales; Apiaceae
Product: leucine-rich repeat extensin-like protein 4
Exons: 1
Coding region: 224-1453 (409 amino acids)
Molecular function (GO): protein binding
Source: RefSeq, a predicted model, not a curated record
GCAAUAACACAAAUACUUCAGCAAAAAAUGGUGGUAAAAAUCUAAAAGUGUUAAAUGAAGAAAGAGUAAAUUGAAGUGACACUUAUAAAUACAGAUAAUUUCAUCAAGACACACAGUCCCACACCAUCUGCUCCCUCAUCAAUGCUGCAACCACAUUUCCACAACUUUAUAAUAAACCCCAUCAAAACAAGCACCCCUAAUCUCUCUCAUUCUGUGCCUUAAAAUGUUCAAGAUUUUGGCCAUUCUUGUGGUGCUGCUGCAGAUCAUAGGAGCCACUGAAGCUGCAUUUGGUGUGGGUGUGGGGGUGGGCAUAGGGGGUAGGGGCGGGGGUGUGUGGGUUGGGAGUGGUGGAACCAACAGCCCAAACCCAUAUGACUCUUCAUCAGCCUCAAGGCUCAGUAAUGCUUAUACUGCACUUCAAGCAUGGAAGUCUGCAAUAAAAGAUGACCCUUUGGGAAUCUUGAAAACAUGGGUGGGCUCAAAUGUGUGUGACUAUAAAGGUGUGUUUUGUGCAGAUCUUCAAGAUAACAUGGGGAGUGGCUCAGUGGUAACUGUGGUUGCAGGCAUAGAUCUCAACCAUGCUAAUCUACAAGGCACACUUGUGAAAGAGCUUUCUUUGCUUACAGAUAUGUCUCUGCUGCACCUCAACACUAACAGAUUCAGUGGCUCAGUUCCUGACACUUUUAGGGACUUGACAUCACUCACUGAACUAGACCUCAGUAACAACCAUUUUGCUGGGCCUUUCCCAACUCAAACUAUCUACAUUCCAAAUCUUCUUUAUCUAGACCUCAGAUUCAACAGCUUCCAAGGGCCUAUUCCUGAUGACAUUUUCAACAAGAGGCUUGAUGCAAUUUUUCUGAAUAAUAACUUGUUUGAUGGUGAAAUUCCGCAGAAUCUCGGAAACUCACCAGCCUCAGUUAUCAAUUUGGCCAACAAUAAGCUCACUGGUGACAUUCCCUUUAGCUUUGGUUACAUGAGUCCAAAACUAAAGGAGGUUCUGUUCUUGAACAAUCAGCUCACAGGCUGCAUUCCUGAAGGGGUUGGAUUAUGGUCAGAUUUACAAGUUUUUGAUGUGAGUUUCAAUUCUUUGAUGGGCCAUUUACCGGACUCGAUAUCGUGCUUAAAUGAGAUUGAAGUUCUCAACUUAGGACACAACAUGAUAUCAGGGGUCUUGCCAGAAAUGGUCUGUGAGCUCAGAAGUUUGAUUAAUUUGACAGUAGCUUACAAUUUCUUAUCAGGGUUUGAUCAAGAAUGUAGCAAGCUUUUUUUCAGGAAUGUGGGGUUUGAUUUCACUUCAAAUUGUAUUCCAGGGAGGGAGAUGCAGAGGCCUCAGCCAGAAUGUUCUGCAAUUCCUGGUGGGAGUUUAAGUUGCCUCAGAAUUCCUGGAGCAAAGCCUCUUGUUUGUGGGCAAUUAUUUGAAGCCAAACAGGCCACUACUUCAUCAUCUCCAUGAGAGUGAUUGUGAUCAUUUAGAGCAGGCGGAUAAUGGGUGAAAUUCAUUAACUGAUUAUGAUAGAAAGUAAAGAGGUGUUAUGUCUUAUAAUUUAUGUCUUCUUCAAAAGACACAAGAAUUAAUGUACAUCUGUUUUUCUUUGUUGACAAGCUUAAAUUUAUUUAUUUUUAGUUUUUUUUUAA